This is a messenger RNA of Limulus polyphemus (Atlantic horseshoe crab), 2113 nucleotides long. Its product is annotated as protein OS-9-like. The transcript is spliced from 14 exons. The record is from RefSeq and is a predicted model, not a curated record. Gene Ontology annotation, cellular component: endoplasmic reticulum lumen. Gene Ontology annotation, biological process: retrograde protein transport, ER to cytosol; endoplasmic reticulum unfolded protein response. Bases 95 to 1936 code for a protein of 613 amino acids. NCBI's taxonomy places the organism in Eukaryota, Metazoa, Arthropoda, Merostomata, Xiphosura, Limulidae.
ACGUGAUCUAUGAGGUACAUUUUGUCGAUCAACGUAUACUCGCUAGUGUUAUGUCUACUCGGGUUUGUAACGAGGUUUUAGGGUUGUGAAAAUCAUGGGUUGUCAAUUUAAGCUUAGUGUUCUCCUAGCAUUGUAUUUUAUUUUGUCAGAUGUAUUCCUUAUUAUUGUAUGUGGUUUUUUCAAUAGUGAUGAACUUAAUCUCAUAAGCUAUGAAGUGGAUAUUCUUAAUACCCCAGUAAAAAUUGGAGAGGAAACAAGUACAUCUGUUCUCCAUUUGACUUCAAAAUUUGGUCAGCAGUACCAGUGUGUGUUACCUCAACCUUCAACAGCAACUGAUCAGGCAUCAUCUGCUGAAUCACCAAAGGAAGAACCUGACAUCAAACAGCUUCUGGAACCUUUACAUAAAAGUCCAUGCUUAUUAAAGACUAAAGACUGGUGGACAUACGAGUUUUGUUAUGGGCAUUAUGUAAAACAGUAUCACUUAGAAGACAGUAAAAUUGUAGGCCAAGUUAUGACCUUAGGAAAUUACGAGUCAGACUAUGACUGGAGCAACGAGUCUGAUUAUUCAGAGAAAACAAGUGGAAGUGUCUUUAGGAGGUACCACAGUCAGUAUUAUGUUAAUGGUACAUCUUGUGAUUUGACAGGGAGACAACGUAAAACUGAAGUUAGGUUUUUCUGUGAAGAAGAUGCAGUAGAUUAUAUUUCAAGAGUGGAUGAACCAGAAACCUGUAGCUACAUACUGGCAGUUCACACAGCUAAAGUGUGCAAACAUCCAAAGCUUCAUGUCCCUCCAACAAAGAAACCACACAUGAUUGCUUGUAACCCUUUGCUUACUGAAGAUCAAUAUCAACAGUACUUGGUCAAAUUGGAAGAAUCUAAACGUAAAGCUGAAGAGAAGAGAAAGCUGUGGUUAGAAAAACAGCACCAGAAGUUAGCUAGUCUUAGGAAGUGGGCACAGCAGCAAAGAAUAGAGCUGGAAAAGAAAGAAAACAAAGAGUCUGAUAUAGGAAGUUUUGAGAAGUCUGGUGAAGAUGAUGAUAGAGUUUUACAAAAUUUGAGUGAUUUGGAAGAAUUGGUAGUUUCUGAAGCAGAAAGUGUUGAAGAAUCAAAUAAAGAAGAACUAGCAAAAGGAGAGUCGGAGCAGGACUUAAAUACUGAAGAGACCAUUAAAAAUGAAGGUGAACUCCACCGUCAGAUUUCACAUCAAUUAGAUACUAUUUUAAAUGAGGCUGAAGAGGAUCUUGAAGAACAAGAUGAAGAUGAAACUGAUGAUGCCUUCAAGAAGUUGGCUACAACUCUGAACAAAUUGUUGAAGAAACUUGAUAAGAAAAAGAAACCAGUGGAAGUAAAUGAAGAUAAACACUUUGAGGUAUUGGAAGACAGUGCUGAAGUAACUGAAGACAAAAAAGACAAAAUGGAAAAAGAUAUUCCAAAGUUUAGCUUUGAUGUGAGGGAAGAAGAUGAACUGAAAGACCUAGAAGGUGAUAACAAGCAAGAUGAGAAAACAAGUGAUGAGAGCAAAGAAGAUGUGUUAUCUGAACUUGAUGAUGGGAAAGUCAAAGUUCGUGUCCGUCACAUGACCCACGCAACAGAGCCACUAGGAGAUAAAGUAAAAUCUCAACAGCAUCGUGUUUUAGACACAGACCAGCAGCAAAAACUAGAAGAAGCUGUUAAAGAAAAAUUACAACAAGCAGGAUUAAAUACAAAAGGCAGGAAAAUAGAAGUUAAAAUAAUUACAGCAGGAUAUUCUGAUGAUGAAGGAGGAAAAGAUUUUCAUACAUUAUCUGAUGAAGAAACAGAACAGUUUCAGACAAUGAUUCUUACUUUACUGAUGAAGAACCAAGAAGCAGUCCAGGAAAUGGAACGUCAGAAAAAACUUGAAGCUAACUAUCAAUUUGUUUGGGGAAAAGAAUUACCAGAGGAAGAAGAAGAAUAGGCACUGUUGUUGGUCAUUUUCAAUAAAAAUCUAUUCCUAGUCAGGAAAUGUUAGACCAGAAAUGACAAUAGUUUGUGGCCACUUUUUGUAAAAAAAACUUGCUACUAUCGAAACUGAGAAAACUAUGUAUACCUUAUUGAAUAUCUGGCCAAAUAAAAUAUUUAAUUCAUGUGUAAA